AUGGUGAGGAAGAAGAAUCCCCCUAUCCGCAGCGUGGGAGGUGAGGAGGAGGAGGAAGAGGAAGAGGGGAGCAGGCCGGCAGGCGACGAGGAGGAGGACGGCGAGGAGGACGAGGGGCACGUGGGAGCUGAGGCCGACCGAAUAAGCCGCCCGUCGGAACCCGAGGAGCGAGUCCGGGGUGAUGAGGAGCCCGAUGAAGAGGAGGAGGAGGAAGGAGAAAGUGAGUGCAUUUCCUCGUCUCUCUCGCCCUCAUCCGUUGGCAACGAGGAGCGAGUUGGGAGGAGGGGAGGAGGAGGGAGGUCUUCGCAAGUAGGACCGAGAGCGGCCGAGUCGGACUCAGAAGACAAGGUGGGCAAAGGCGAGCCCCCUGGGCCGGACGUAGGCAGGGAGGAGUUGGCCCCGGACACGCCACCGCUCUCCUCCAGUCCCUCCCCCAAGCUGCAGGACUACAAAUGCAACGUGUGUGGUUACGGUUACUACGGCAACGACCCCGCCGACCUGGUGAAGCACUUUAGGAAGUAUCACCUCGGCCUGCACAACCGCACACGGCAGGACGCUGCCCUCGACACACACAUCCUGGCUCUCCACAACAUGGCGCCCCCGCACACACCACUAGUCAUGCAGACAGGAGAGGGGCCUAAGAACCAAGCCAAAGAGUCCGGCAAGAACAGACCAGAGCUUCACCAUCAGCAGCACAGGACAGUGGUGAUGAACGGCACAUAUGACAUCCAGGUGACGUUGGGUAGCACACUUAUCGGAAUCGGCCGCAAAACCUCCGACUGCCAGGGCAACACAAAGUACUUCCGAUGUAAAUUCUGCAACUUCACGUACAUGGGCAGCAAUUCCAUCGAACUGGAGCAGCACUUCCUGUCCUCACACCCCAAUAAAGCAAAGACCUCACCACCCGCGCCGCCGCUGAUCAAUGACUGCCAGAGCAAAGGAAGAAGUCCGAUACCGGACGGGGCGGAGCGAGUGGCGGUUCGAGCGGAGGACGACUCCCUUGUGGGUUAUUCCAUCCCAAUCCGGGCGGAUUCCUCGGGGUGGCCGGCGGAAGGGACACGGGCGUACUACUGGUGCAAGUGCUGCAGCUGGAGCUGCGAGUGGUCGGGAGGCUCGGGCAAGCUUUUGGAGCACUAUGAGCAACGACACAGGAUGACCACGACGAGCCCCAACGACUCCAGGAGGGAAGGGGAAAGAGACCCCCUGCUUUCCAAAAGCCGCAAGGAUGUGUCAUCCAGUUCCAACCAAGGCGAUGCCAACAGCGGCGACGCCGAGGCAGUGGUGACCAGCUACAACUGCCAGUUGUGUGAUUUCCGCUACUCCAUGGCGCACGCCGGCGACGUGAUCGUGGUGGCGCCGUUGCUGCUACACUACCAGCACAACCACUCCAUCCAUCGUUGCUGUAUCCAGCACUGCAUGUACUGCCCGCAGGGUCUUUGUCAGCCUCAAAAGCACUUGGGAGAGGUCUCCCACCCCUUUGCCUGCCGAAAGUCCACCUGUCCAAAAUGUUGUACCAAAUUCCCGCCGUCCACCAAACAACAAGAAACGAGCGGGUCAACGCCACCUCCUUAUCCCAGAAGCGACCCCAGUGUGACAUCCGCUUCCAGUGUUCACUCCUCGACCUCAGUUGCCUCGCAAGGUGUCACUCAUCUGUGCGACCAAUGCGCCUUCGCCACCGCCGACAUUGACGUGCUGCUGCAGCAUUAUGAUAGUUGCCACAGCAUAAUCAACCUAAAGGGGACGCCGCCAAACGUCAAGGCUGAGGAACAGGAAGGCAGCGGAGGUGGCGGUCCGGACAAAGAGGCUAGCCGGGAGUACUCAUGCACAAAGUGCCACUUUAUUACAGAAGUGGAGGAGGAGAUCUUUAGACACUACAGGCGUGUCCACGCGUGCUGUCGCUGUCGCCACUGCGACUUCACGGCGCCCGAUUCGUCGGCGCUCCUCGACCAUUUCAACUCGGCCCACUGCCACGACGCUUCGCUGUCGGCGACUUCGCUCACUCCGUCUCUGACGCCGUCAGCCAACGGCUGCUCUGCGCCUUCCACGUUGGCAAUCAAGGAGGAGAGUAAAGGGGAUCUGCGCCUCCUCUACUCGCUAGCGCCACCUGAGGGACGCCUUGCUGAGGGGGGCCGCGAAGAGAUCGUCAAGAGCGAGGAGAAGGACAGAGAGCAUGAGAAAGGUUGGGUGCUCGGAGAAACGAGAAGUGGUGAACAAGCCCACGGUCUGCUUUGGGUGCCCAAGGAGCGCAUGGGACCAGAACCGUCGCUGUUCCCCUCACCUCUCUCCGUGGCGUUUGUUUCCGCCAACCACGAAGCCUCGCAUCAGAAGCGAACCGGCGGCGUGGCCUCACCCAGCAUGGUCUACCUAGGAGAUACCAAGUCGUUUUUGGGUGACGCCAAGCUGUACGGAGGAGGAGGUCGACCAGGCGGAGGAGCUGCUGCCAGCGGAGGGGAGAAAAUUAGCCAGGUGCCAUCCCAGCAAUAUACAGGAGGAGGAUCAGGAGGAGGAAGUGGAGGAGUUCAGGAGGUCAAAGGAGGAGCUGCUAAAGAAGAGUCCCAGUCACUGCUACGGCGACGAAGAGGCAGUGGGGUCUUUUGCGCCAACUGUUUGACCACCAAGACGUCGCUGUGGAGAAAGAACGCCAACGGCGGCUACGUCUGCAACGCCUGCGGCCUCUAUCAAAAGUUGCAUUCGACGCCCCGACCUCUGAACAUCAUCAAGCAAAACAACGGUGAGCAAAUCAUCCGCCGGCGCACGCGCAAACGCCUCAAUCCGGACACGUUGCCGCCCGAAAACCCCGCCCCCAAGCAGCAACGCGCCGCCGUCGAGGAGCGCGUCAACGGCGACGAGUCUGACCGGAGCUGCGCGUCGGUCAAGAGCCAGCAACAGCAGCCGUCGCCUCGUUCGCGUUCGCCGCGCUCCACGCAGGCCUUCCUAGCCAACCAGACGCUGGAGAUCCACCGCCGCAUGCCGCCGCUGUUGCUUCCGGCACACCCAGCCUCUUCGGAGGUGGCGGAGGUGCUGGCCAAAGUCGAAGCGGGGAAAGUCGCUUCUGGCGGGGGAUCGGAAAGAGGAAGUCCCAUCGAGAAGUACAUGCGGCCGUCCAAACCGUCCAGCUACUCUCCUCCGGGUUCACCUAUUGAGAAGUACCAGUACCCUUUGUUCCCCGUGCCGCUUCCCCUAACCCUUUCGCCGGACUUGACGCCUGAGUCCGACUGGCUGCGAUUCUGGACCAAAUACAAGAUGGCUGCGGCCUCCGGCAUGGGCAACCUGGGCGGUGCAGCAGGUCUUGCUAACAAUGCCCACUACCUGGGCGCCAUGGUGGCACCGGUGCAGCAGCACCACCCGCCCAGUUACACGGUCCCUUACUGCGCCUCGCCAUACUCGCCGCUUCCACCACCUCCCGCCCCGCCACAGUACCCACCUACACCGCUCCACCCUCAAACCCCGUCGUCGUCAUCCGCAGAGACUGACGCGCCUUUGGACCUCGCCAUACGCCAGCGGGAGGCCGGCGAUCGCACGGAAAAGCGGAAACGGGAAUCGCCGUCAACCGAGAGUCGGAAAGGAGAUGACGAAGAAGCCAAUGCCCAGAACUCAUCGGCCCGGGCCACGGUCGAUGUCGCUACACAAGACGAUCCCACCAACCGUUGCCUGCACUGCGGCAUCUACUUCCUGGACGAUGUCAUGUACGCGCUUCACAUGAGUUGCCACGGCGAGAAGGGAACUUUCCAGUGCAGCUUCUGCUUACACGUUUGCGCCGACCGCUAUGACUUCACCACGCAUAUACAGCGCGGGUUACACCGCUACACAGACAAAAAGACGCCAACGGAGGAUCAGGACGACUCCGCCUUGACGUCCGAGCCUCAACAUCGAGAUUCGGACCCGGAGCGUACGGAUUUGACAUCGAAGAAUAUAGAUUCGUCGGCAGAUUCGUCCGUCGAGGAAAAAAAUGGAGAUGCCGCAGAAAAAGACAUUUCCGGCCCAGAGGCCACGGAUGGAAACGAUGAAGGUAUCAAGACGCUGUCCGAAGGCAACAAGACUGCAUCCGAUGACGGCAAAGAGCCGAUGGACGAGGAGGACAUGGAGACUAAAUGA
Nerophis lumbriciformis (worm pipefish) is the source of this 4095-nucleotide messenger RNA. NCBI's taxonomy places the organism in Eukaryota, Metazoa, Chordata, Actinopteri, Syngnathiformes, Syngnathidae. The record is from RefSeq and is a predicted model, not a curated record.